CACUUAGACGCACUUUUUUCUUGUGCAGCUUCCUUUCGCAAUCGCAGGAUUCUUCGGGGGUAGGGCGAGUGAUAAAGAUGGAAGUCCUUGAUGCGACAAGUCUUGCUGAGCGCUUGAGGUGGGAGGCAAAAGAGUAUUGGCUGCAUCUGGAGUCUGAUAGUCCACUUGAAAAGUACCCAGCGAAGCAGCAUGCGAGGAGAGUGCAAGAGAAGUUGGGGUUAGAGGAAGGUUUGAUCUAUCUUCCGGGCCAAGCGGCGAGAAACAAUGAGGAUAGCGAUAUGCCUGCACCAUUUCGCCAGCUACGAUAUUUCUACUACUUAAGCGGAUGUAACGAGCCUGGCUGUCAUCUAGCAUACGACAUUCGACUGGAUAUGCUCUCGCUCUUCAUUCCCAGGAUCGACCCAAAGCGUGUGAUCUGGAAUGGUCGUGGCUCUACUCAAACGGAAGCGCUUGACAAGUACGAUGUCGACGAAGUGUAUUACGUUGAUCAGCUACCAGGCUUUGUUCAGGAUUGGGCAAGCUGCAGGAGCAACCAACGCGCCGAUCUCUACAUUCUGCACCAAUUUGAAAUACCACCGGGGUUCCCUAGACUUGAUCCCCGCGUUGACUCCGUCUCGCUUCAGCCAGCGAUGAAUAUCGCACGUAUGGUCAAGGACGAUCACGAGAUCAAGCUCAUUCGCAAAGCGAACGACAUUAGCUCGCAAGCGCACAGAGAGGUCCUCGCCAACAUUCUAAAGUUUAAGAAUGAAGCGCAAGUCGAGGGUUUGUUCAUGGAUGUUUGCAUCUCACGACAAGCAAAGCAGCAGGCCUACGAUCCGAUUGCUGCCUCCGGCCCGAAUGCUGGGACCCUACACUAUGAUGCAAACAACGAGAAUUUCGAGAACCGCCAACUAAUGUGCCUAGAUGCUGGGUGUGAGUACGAACUUUAUGCUAGUGAUAUUACGCGCACUUUUCCGCUUGCUGCUUCCUGGCCGAGCAAAGAAGCUGAGAACAUCUAUAAGCUUGUCCAACGCAUGCAAGAGUCUUGCAUUAAACGACUAGCGCCGGGUGUGAGGUAUCUUGAUCUUCAUAUUCGUGCGCAUCAGAUCGCGAUCGAUGGACUGUUACAGCUCGGCAUAUUGCAUAACGGAACGAGAGAGGAGAUUUUCAAGGCGGGCACGAGCAAAGCCUUCUUUCCCCAUGGCCUCGGUCAUCACAUAGGACUGGAAGUCCAUGAUGUAGGACAAGCGGAGUUGAUGAGUAUAACGAGGGGAAAGGCGGUAUGGGACCAGGCACCCUCGUUAUACCCGGAGAACUUCCACGUUCCGGUGUACGAUUCCAAGACUUGCCACAGCCCAACAGAUCCGCAGAGCAGCCAUCUGGUGGAGGGCAUGGUUGUCACAGUGGAACCUGGCAUCUACUUCUCCGUGUAUGCACUGCAACAUUUCUAUCUACCUUCGCCUGUCCACUCGAAGUACAUCAACGCCGAAGUGGUGCAGCACUAUCUUCCCGUCGGCGGUGUUCGCAUUGAAGACGACAUUCUCAUCACCCAUAAGGGCUAUGAGAACCUUACUGCGGCACCCAAAGGCGAUGCAAUGCUCGACAUCAUUCGAAGUGGAAAGUCGAAUGCAAUCCUUACGCCAAGAACUACACUGAACCCGUUACGCGGAAGGCGAGAUGACGAAACUUCAUUGCUUCUGCGUGCCCCGGGUAUUUCGAACGAGCUUCCGGAGCUGAUACAAAGGCCACUUGCAAGAGCGGCAACCAUGCCCGCAGAAUUCAAGCGGCAGGAAACUGUGGAUUUUGAACCUUUCGAUGGGCCAUCUCUAUUCUCGAAUUUCAAGCAGACAAUGACCAUAGAGGAGAAGAUCCAGCGCUGGCGAGAAUCUCGAGAAUUUAAUCCCGUUCUGGAAAGCCCGCCAGCGGUGACUAGAAGUCCUAUUCCAGUCUGUGGUGAGGCCAUCGCAAACGUCCAACAUGUCUAUAUUAGCAACGCAUCCAGCCUCGGGGCUGUAUCGCGGGCUCAGAGCGAGGUGGGAGGGCAGGGGAAGUGCAAGAAUUGCGCAAUUCUCGUUCAAACUUUAGAUCGGUUGCGACAAAACUUAAUCAAAUCUACGCAGACCUCGCCGACCAUGGAACAGAAGCCCUUCUUCGAGCCCACUAGAAUAAGCAAGCCCGAGAAGGCUCGAUUGGAACACCCUGCAGAGAUAUUACGUGCGGCGAAGGAGACUGACAUCUCCGCGGCCCUCAUUGACAAGUGCGAAAAGCCUGAUAUGCCUCGCCUAUACAGACUACACGGAGGUCCAGCAAGUCCAAUACAUCAGAACAGGGCUCGAGCUACUCAUAACAAAGUUUUGGCACCGUGUCUCUCUGAGGCUCUUCACCAUAAUACCAAUCUACAUGAGCUUGCUCUACGCCCACUUCAUGGCCAACAAUCAAUGGGAGGUCUGACGUCUACACAAUCGGGUACACAAAAAGAAGGUGAAUAUCCUAUAAUCGCCAGGAGAAUAAGUUGUCAAGCCGAGAGCAGCACUCCUUCCUCAGCACCAAACACGCGUCGCGAUACGACCGACAGAAGACGACUUCAGAGUCAGAGGCAGCUUGAUCGCCAGCAAUAUCAUAAUCGUGAAGAUGCUCCUAGUACCUGCAUUAUCUGUGGGACGCACUGCCACUGUGGACGCUUAUAUAAAGAAACAGAGGGUGUAAUAAAGGGUUUCGGGUUUGCACGUUGAGAACAAGCCGAGGCAGGCAAUAUAGGUAAGUAGCAGCCGCGGGGGCUGAUUUCCAUGAUUGCGAUUGCUCAUCUUGUCACUUCAUGCGCACUAUACGUUAGCUAUUUCUUUAAUUUACUAGAAUCUCUACGUAUUUUCUUUCGAUUUUCACCUUACGAGCGACAUAUAUAACCGUGUUUGAGAGAGGUAGCGUCCUGAAUGUAAACUCCACGGUCAACAGUAUUUAAUUCAUUCUUUGGUGCACCUUACCAUACGCGCACAAGCACAGCUGUAUUAUGAUAAAUACAUCUAGCAGUUUGG
This is a messenger RNA of Cucurbitaria berberidis CBS 394.84, 3011 nucleotides long. RefSeq lists its product as uncharacterized. The record is from RefSeq and is a predicted model, not a curated record. The transcript is spliced from 4 exons. The coding region runs from base 78 to 2711 and encodes 877 amino acids. NCBI's taxonomy places the organism in Eukaryota, Fungi, Ascomycota, Dothideomycetes, Pleosporales, Cucurbitariaceae. Gene Ontology annotation, molecular function: manganese ion binding; metalloaminopeptidase activity.